UCACUUACAGACUCGUUAGAAACGACUCGCCCGGCAUCAGGGCGAGUCACUGGACGUUCGGCGUGCCAAUGGCGCUAUAGCGAUCCGGAUUUACACACGAAAAGCCUUCUUUCACGAAGCGUUUCAUUGACAAGGGUUGAUCACGUGCCUAUGAGACUUCUAAAAGCCAAGUGAAGCAGAGACCUAUUUCUAUGGCAUAGAGCUCUGAAAUUCAAUGCUGUUUUCUUCAUAUAUUGCCUGUUACCUACUGACGGAGAAAUUCUUUGGCUCUGCAAAUAUUCCAUCAAUAAUAAUUAUGUAUGUACCUCUUCUUGUAGCCAUUAGAUCAUA
Messenger RNA from Geodia barretti, 330 nucleotides. NCBI's taxonomy places the organism in Eukaryota, Metazoa, Porifera, Demospongiae, Tetractinellida, Geodiidae. The record is from the annotation of a GenBank genome assembly.